AUGGCUUUUUUAGAUUUAUCGCAAUUAUGGAAUUAUGGAUUUUAUGCAUUGAUUGUUUUUAUAUUGAUCCUUCCUUUUUUAUACGAUGGAGGAAGGCAAGCUGUUACUUAUCAUGGGAAAUUUUUCUUUUAUUAUUUUCUAGUAUCAUUAUCUGCAAUAGGUUUUAGUUUUGUUUUUUGUUUCAAUGCGAAAAAUGUUAAAAAUUGUUGGUACGCAGCUGAUGCUCUUAAAAACAUUGGCAAACUUUUUGGAAUCAAAUGGGAAUUGAGAGGUAUGGAACAUAUAAUUAAAGAUGGUGCCAUUGUCAUUGCAAACCAUCAAUCUUCAUUGGAUUUGUUAGGAAUGUUUCAAUUUUGGAGAAUCAUGGGAAAAGUAACGGCUAUAGCAAAAAAAGAAUUAUUUUAUUUUUGGCCUUUUGGAUUGUGCGCUUGGCUUGCCGGUGUUGUUUUCAUAGAUCGUAAUAACGCUUCGAAAUCUUACGACAUAUUAAAAGAAUCGGCUAAAUUAACAAAAGAAGAUGAGACCAAAUUGUUUUUUUUUCCCGAAGGUACGAGAAAUAUAAAAGUCAAUAAAACGAAAACUUUGUUACCAUUUAAAAAAGGAGCUUUUAAAUUAGCCAUUUUAUGUCAGAUACCCAUUUUACCCGUUGUUUUCUCCCCUUAUUAUUUCAUUGAUUCCGAUGAUAAAUAUUUUAAAACGGGAAAAGUCAUAGUGAAAGCAUUACCCCCAAUAUCGACGACGGAUCUCACGGAAAAAGACAUCGGGGAUCUAAUGGAAAAAGCGAGAAACGCCAUGACGAAAGCUUUCGAAGAAUUAUUCGACGAAGUUGUUUGUUCCCUACCGGAAAAUCAUAAAAUGCGUUCAUCAAUGCAAAAGAUGAGGACGGAAUAA
This is a messenger RNA of Pediculus humanus corporis (human body louse), 891 nucleotides long. RefSeq names its product 1-acyl-sn-glycerol-3-phosphate acyltransferase alpha, putative. Gene Ontology annotation, molecular function: 1-acylglycerol-3-phosphate O-acyltransferase activity. The transcript has 5 exons. Gene Ontology annotation, biological process: phosphatidic acid biosynthetic process. Bases 1 to 891 code for a protein of 296 amino acids. Gene Ontology annotation, cellular component: membrane; endoplasmic reticulum. NCBI's taxonomy places the organism in Eukaryota, Metazoa, Arthropoda, Insecta, Psocodea, Pediculidae. The record is from RefSeq and is a predicted model, not a curated record.